UUCCCAUCUUUUACAUAGACAGGGCAGACGUUUCAAACUUGGCGAGUAGUGACAAAUUCAAAGAAGCUCUCGGGAGCAGGGAAAAGACACAGACAGAUGCUCAGAAGAAGUAGAGUGCCCUAGCAAAGGCGGGUUACGAGUUGAAAGCCGCCAAAGGCAAUGAAUCGAAGCUCAUUGACAUAAUAGUCGAGCGCCUUGUCAACGAGAUCCAUUCUCGAUAUUCUGGUAAGGAUUUCACCUUCGGGCCUUUCGGAGGCGAAGGUCAAAGUAAAUGGGAAACUGUUGAUACAGAGAAGAUUGAUGAAAAGGAGAUUCAUGUUGAGUACAGAGACUUCAUUAAGUCCGUUAAAGUCCACGAGGAGAUCAGCUCCAAACCGCAAAAUGACGGGAAGAGUCCUUUCAUGGUUAAAUUAGAAAAAGGAGAGUACAUAACUUCUUUUUCUGGAUAUUUCGAAAAUGUGUGUGGUGUUUAUAAGGGAAUCGACUCUCUCACAUUUCGAACCAAUAAAAGGAUAUUGGGACCUACUAAUAAAAUGAAAUUCAAAGGGGAAUUCUUUUCCGUACCAUCCAAAGGAGGGAAAGUUGUAAAGCUUUUGGUGAGUCGUAAUAAUGGAUUUAUCACAUCUAUUGGAGCACGUGUCGAGCUACAGUCUGAUAAGUCCUGUGCCGCCAGUAUCCAGUCUGUGGGUUUAAUCGGGAGUAAAAUAAGGUCAAUCUAUUCAAAGUGGGAUGAUGGCAAUCAACACACCGACGUAAGGAAAAUCAUUUAUGAACUUGAAGAGGGAGGGCGAUUCAUCCAGUCAAUCACGUUUGAGUAUCAAGAGAAGGAUGGAGGAACGUGGCAAUCGGAGACGCAUGGGGUCAAGGGUGGAAAGAAGGAGAAGUCGAUUGAAAUGGGUACAGGGGAGUAUCUGACUUUAAUGUCCGGAUAUUGGACGGAACAUGGCAUUAAACGUCUCAGGUUUCGGACUAACAAAAAUAGGUCCAAAACUAUUGGUGAUGAGAAUGGAAUCGACGAGGGAGACAGAGUCUGUCUCCCAACGGGUGGCAAAAUUGUCGGAUUCUACGGGUGGGAUUUUGGAAAGCUUCGUGGAAUUGGAGCAUAUUUCGAAGGGCAGCCAUUUGCAGGUGAAGAGGAUCGGGAGGAAAAUAAAUUUGACGGUGUGAGGGAAAUUUACGUAAUGCCCAUGCCCGACCAAAGUGGUUUCCGUUAUAUCAGGUUUCUGUUUGAUAACGGUAGUGAAGAAGGUCUCGAACGUAUUCACGGUAAGUGGACUGGAGAAGUCUUCGGGGAAAAACAGGUUCAAUUGAAGGAUUAUCCACGGGAGUACUUAACAUCGAUCUCUGGUUAUGUGGGAGAGGAUGGUGCCAUCAAAUCGCUCACAUUUUACAGUAAUAGAGGAACACGCGGUCGCUACGGCAAGGAGGGCGAUGGGAAGUACUUUUGGUAUCCAUCAACCGGAAGCAGAAUCACAGGCUUUUAUGGAACAAAUGGCGAGACGAAGAACAGACCUCCUCGCCUAUAA
Messenger RNA from Eucalyptus grandis, 1526 nucleotides. RefSeq names its product jacalin-related lectin 16-like. The coding region runs from base 402 to 1526 and encodes 374 amino acids. The record is from RefSeq and is a predicted model, not a curated record. NCBI's taxonomy places the organism in Eukaryota, Viridiplantae, Streptophyta, Magnoliopsida, Myrtales, Myrtaceae. The transcript has 5 exons.